Messenger RNA from Cuscuta epithymum, 1771 nucleotides. Lineage: Eukaryota; Viridiplantae; Streptophyta; Magnoliopsida; Solanales; Convolvulaceae. The record is from the annotation of a GenBank genome assembly.
GUUUACGAAGUAUUAUUUUUUGGAAUUUCUUCUCUUAUACUCACUGCGUAUAAAACCCACCCUCUACCCUGGGUUUCAUCUUACGCAUCAUAAACCCUAGCAGGUAUGGCGACUGGCGUUCUCACUCGUUCUCUAAUCACCGCCGGAAAGCAGGCCAUCAGCACCGCUUUCACACGCUCGUACUCUUCUAUCACUCCGUGUCGUAACCUCUUCUUUCCUUCCUCCCUCCUCCGCCUACGCCCGCUGGUCACGGUUGCCCCCCGACACCUUUAUCCAGCUGCUUAUGCGACGCUGCGAGGGUUUGCGACUCGCCAGACCUCUUCAUCACUCAAUGAUACCAACCCUAACUGGUCAAACCGCCCCCCAAAAGAGUCAAUUUUGCUUGAUGGGUGCGAUUUCGAGCACUGGCUUGUUGUGGUCGAGAAGCCCGAGGGUGAUCCAACUAGAGAUGAAAUAAUUGAUAGAUAUAUCAAAGUUCUAGCCAAGGUUGUUGGAAGCGAGGAAGAAGCUAGGAUGAAGAUCUACUCUGUCUCAACUAGACACUAUUAUGCAUUUGGGGCUCUCGUGUCAGAGGAACUUUCUUACAAAUUGAAAGAGUUGCCAGAAGUUCGAUGGGUGCUCCCAGAUUCUUACUUGGAUGUUAGAAAUAAAGAUUAUGGAGGGGAACCUUUUAUAAAUGGACAGGCUGUACCAUAUGAUCCCAAAUAUCAUGAGGAGUGGGUGAGGAACAAUGCCCGAGCCAAUGAAAGAAACAGACGCAAUGACAGGCCUCGCAACUCUGACAGAUCAAGGAACUUUGAAAGAAGACAGCAAAUGAGUAAUCAGAAUUUCCAGAACAAUGCUGGUCCGAGGCCGAACGUCCCACCUUCAAUUGGUCCACCAACCCCACAGGGAAGCCCCGUUGGCCCCAACCAGAACAACUAUGCCCCCGCACCAAACCAGAACAGUGCUGCUCCCUGGCCUGCCACCCCGAACAACGCUCCUCCAUCUGGCCCCAGCCAGAAUAACUACUCCCCUCCUCCUCCUAGCCCAAGUCAGAACAAUUACUCUCCUCCUCCCCCUGGCGGUUCUUCCCCAAACUACCCUGCUUCCCCUGGGCAGAGUUACUCUCCUCCAGGUGGGCAGAACUACCAUCCUGGCCCUGGGCAGAGCUACUCUCCACCGGGUGGGCAAAACUACCCUCCACAGGGUCCUGGGCAGAACUACCCUCCUAGCCCUGGGCAGAGCUACUCUCCUCCCCCUCCUCGUCCCACUUACUCUCCUUCGGGUCCUGCGCAUAACAAUUAUCCUCCCCCUCCUCCUCCUUCAGGCCAAAAUCAGAACUACGCUCCAGGACCGAACCAAAGCUAUGCUCAAGUUCCUAACCAGCACUUCACCCCAGGGGGCCCUAAUCAGAACAACAACUUUGGGCCAAACAAUGACGGCAGAAGCUCUUACUAGAAUCCCGGAACAUGGCCUCUCCUGAGUAUUAGUAGGCCGCUGCUGUGCAGACAAAGUUGUAGGAGUUUUGCUUGAACUGUGUAGGGAUGCUGUUUGGUUUCAUGUUUAUUUUUACUAUUUAAUGUUGAAUUAGUACAUUUCAUGAUCCAUGCGUUCCUUUGAGUGAGAGCUGGUGUGCUGGUGGUUCUUUAUUGUAAAACAGGAACUUCAUAAAUUAUUGAGCCAUUCAACAAAGUAGUACAUACUGAAUCUAUCUAAAUAUAUAUUCUGCUCUUUGGUCAUUGCUUAUUUUGCUUAUAAUGUAUGGUCUAAAAUUCAAUUCAAAUCUGAC